Messenger RNA from Gekko japonicus, 498 nucleotides. It is a transcript of the gene TCF24, whose product is annotated as transcription factor 24. The transcript has 2 exons. The coding region runs from base 1 to 498 and encodes 165 amino acids. Gene Ontology annotation, biological process: developmental process; regulation of transcription by RNA polymerase II. Lineage: Eukaryota; Metazoa; Chordata; Lepidosauria; Squamata; Gekkonidae. The record is from RefSeq and is a predicted model, not a curated record. Gene Ontology annotation, molecular function: RNA polymerase II transcription regulatory region sequence-specific DNA binding; DNA-binding transcription factor activity, RNA polymerase II-specific; protein dimerization activity.
AUGGACUGUAGAAAUGUAUCUGAGAACUGCAAGAAGCUCUCCGAGCCCUGCUCUGACUCCAACUCCCUGCCACCCUCAGGGUCAGGCACCAAUUCCUGUUCCUCAUCUUUGACUGGACAGCAGGCUGGGGUAACCCUGGGGAGACCAGCCGCCGCCAACGCAGCCCGAGAGCGCAGCCGAGUGCAGACCCUCCGCCAUGCCUUCCUGGAGCUGCAGCGAACCCUACCCUCUGUGCCGCCCGACACCAAGCUCUCAAAAUUGGACGUGCUGCUCUUGGCCACUACGUACAUUGCUCACCUCACCCGCAGCCUGCAGGAUGAAGAAGAGCUGCCUGGAGAGAGCCUGGGCCCGCUGAGAGGAGAGGGCUACCUGCAUCCGGUUAAGAAAUGGCCAAUGCGAUCAAGGUUAUACAUUGGAGCCACAGGACAGUUUUUGAAUCAUCCCAUGCAAACAGAUAAUGUGAAUCAAGGAGAAACAUCAGCGAAAUCACAAAUCUAA